Molecule: messenger RNA, 7991 nt
Organism: Heterocephalus glaber (naked mole-rat)
Lineage: Eukaryota; Metazoa; Chordata; Mammalia; Rodentia; Bathyergidae
Source: RefSeq, a predicted model, not a curated record
GGGGUGUGCAGGCUGGGCCCAGGCAGUGGACCCGUCCAGAGGCUUGUUGCUUCUCCAGCUGUCCUUGUUGUGAACGUUCCUUUGUGGUCAGGGUGGAAUUGUUUGGGACUAGGGAAGCACCCAGCUGAGCCGGGCGGGCGUCUCUGGACAGCCUGUGCAUGUUAGAAGUGAGCAUACGUGAGUCAGUGAGUGUCCGCGUCUUAAUCUGGGACUAGCAUGCUGCGCCUAUUGCUGCAGGCAUGCAGGGCAGCUGAGGGUUUUCUGACGUUUGAAGGAGCUCGUCAGAGAACAUCAAGAAAGGUUCCUCAUCCCCACAGCAGGACCCUGUGUCCCUGCAGGUGACCGUGCGUCCUGCCUGGUGCCCAGAUGGCUAUGACCCUGUGCAUGGCCGUGCUGUGUCCCCAAGUUCGGAGAGCACUGUGCUGGCUGGUGGUGGGCAUCAGCACGGGGCUGACUGAUGCCAGAGCCCGCUGAUCCCAGCCAGGGGGCUGCCAAGUGACGGGCCAGUGACCAGGUGUGCAGAGUGACGGUGCCCCACCCCAUGUCUUUCUCAGUGGGUGACAACCUGGAGCAGGCAGAGGAGGUCGAGGGGAGAACCCCAAGGGUCCAUGGAAAUAGGUUUUACUUCCCAUUCCCCAGGGAGGCGACACCCAGAGUCUAGUAAAGAAGCUCACGGUGACCCACAGGCCUGGUGCCCAAGUUCUUGCAGCUGUCUGGAAAAUCAGCUUGUGUAACUGCAUCGUGACCCGGAACUCGACACCAGCAGGCACACUGCCGCUGUGAAGCCAGCUGCUGACUGGACGGCCCCAGGCCCAGCCCCUUCUGACCACACGGCCACCAGCAGGGACUCACCAUGGCCGCCAGCAGUGCCGAGGGCCAGCUGCAGAGGAUCAUCCGCGACCUGCAAGAUGCGGUGACGGAACUGAGCAAUGAGUUUAAGGAAGCGGGAGAGCCCAUCACUGACGACAGCCCCAGCUUACACAAGUUCUCCUACAAACUUGAGUACCUGCUGCAGUUCGACCUGAAGGAGAAGGCCAGCCUCUUGGGCACCAGAAAGGACUACUGGGACUACCUCUGCGCCUGCCUGGCCAAGGUGAAGGGCGCCAGCGAUGGGAUCCGCUUUGUCAAGUCCAUCUCGGAGCUCCGGACAUCUCUGGGGAAAGGAAGAGCCUUCAUCCGCUACUCCCUGGUGCACCAGAGGCUGGCAGACACCUUGCAGCAGUGCUUCAUGAACACCAAGGUCACCAGCGACUGGUACUAUGCGAGAAGCCCCUUUCUGAAGCUAAAGUUGAGCUCUGACAUCGUGGGCCAGCUCUACGAGCUGACCGAGGUGCAGUUUGACCUGGCAUCGAGGGGCCACGAUUUGGAUGCCGCUUGGCCGACAUUUGCCAGGAGGACUCUGGCCCCCGGCUCCCCUGCCUACCUGUGGAAGGCCCCCAGCCGGAGCUCCAGCAUGAGCAGCUUGGUGAGCAGCUACUUGCAGACCCAGGAGAUGGCGUCCAACUUCGACCUGAGCAGUCCUCUGAACAACGAGGCACUGGAGGGCUUCGACGAGAUGCGGCUGGAGCUGGACCAGCUGGAGGUGCGGGAGAAGCAGCUGCAGGAGCGCGUGCAGCAGCUGGAACAGGAGAAGCAGGAGCUGCAGGCAGCACUCAGCACACAGCAGGAGCAGCUGCAGGUGGAGAAGCAGCGUGGGCACGCUGCCACAGAGGACCACCGCCACCUCGUGGGCCUGCUGGCUGAGCUGCAGAAGCAGUGGGAGGUCACCCAGGCCACGCAGGAUACCAUCAAGGAGCUGCAGAUGUGCCUACAGGCCCUAGAGCGAGAUACAGCCAAGGAGGAGGACAGCUCCACCCUGCAGCACCUUGGGGCCAUGCUGCAGCCCCUGGCGCGGGAGCUCAAGGCUGCCUGGGACUCCCUGGGCGAGAAGAACCAGCUUCUCUCCAGCCUCUCAGACAGCCUAGCCAGGGCUGAGCAGAGGGCAGACACGGCCUUGGACACAAAGGGGCAGCAAGGGCCCAUCCCAGCCGACUCGGCCCUGAAGCUCCAGGAGCUGGGGGCGAAGCUCCAAUCCCUGGAAGCAGAGAACUCCAAGGUCCAAGAGUUCAACAGGCAGCAGAGUGCACAGCUGGCCACUGAGCUGCAGCUGAAGGAAGAGGCCCGGGCUGGCCUGGAGCACCAGGUGCAGGAGGUGGCACAGCUCCGAAAAGAGCUGUCCAGGAAGGAGCAGGAGGCAGCCCAGCUCCAGCAGCAGCUGCAGGAGUCGCUCGCCCGCUCGAGCUCACUGGAGGAGCAGCUGGCAGGGCUGAGGCGGGAGGAGCAGCUGCAACAGGAGGAGAAGGAGAUGUUGGCACAGGAGGCCCGGUCCCUCAGCCGGCAGCUGCAAGUCCUGGAGACCCAGCUGGCACAGGUGAGCCAGCACGUGGGUGACCUUGAGGAGCAGAAGAAGCAGCUCAUCCAGGACAAGGACCGUCUCAGCCAGAAAGUGGGUGCUCUGGAGCAGCUCGCUGAGCAGGCAGCCCCAGAGCCUUCUGUGGCCAGUGAGUGGGGUGAGGCCCCGGCCUCCCCAGUCUCCACCCUGCAGCAGGCCGGCGAGAAGCCAGCAGAGGGGCAAAGGGAUAGUACUGAGGUGCAGGAGCCCAAACAGGAGGAGGAGGACCUACGCCAGGCCAACUGGGAGCUGCAGAGGGAGCUGCAGAGCAUGGCUGGGCGCAACCAGCUCCUGGAAGGCAAGCUGCAGGCCCUGCAGGCUGAUUACCAGGCGCUGCAGCAGCGGGAGGCGGCCAUCCGGGGCUCCCUGGCCUCCCUGGAGGCAGAGCAGGCCAGCAUCCGGCACCUGGGUGACCAGAUGGAGGCGAGCCUGCUGGCCGUGCAGAAGGCCAAGCAGACCAUGAAGGCGCAGGUGGCCAAGAAGGAAGCCGCUCUGCAGAGCAAGGAGGACGAGUGCCGGCAGCUGCGGGAGGAGGUAGCGCAGUGCCGGCAGGUGGCAGAGUCCCGGGACAAAGAUCUCAGGGUCCUCUCGGAGGAGUGCCACCACCAGGCCCAGCUGAUCGAUGCCCUCAAGGCGGAGAAGGGCCAGCAGGGGCUCGGCCCACCCCAAGAUGGGACCACGCAGCUGGCCCUGGCCCAGGCCCAGCUUGAAGUCCAUCAGGGGGAGGCCGAGCGGCUGCGGGCUGAGCUGGUAGACCUGCAGGCGAAGCUCUGGGCAGCCCUGGGCGACCAGGACAAGGUGCAGAGCCAGCUGAGUGUGGCCGAGGAGAUGCUGAGGGAGCACAGGACCCUGGUUCAGCAGCUGCAGGAGCAAAACGAGGCCCUCAACAGGGCCCAUGUCCAGGAGCUGCUGCAGGAGGGCAGGGCCUCUGCGGCCCAGCAGCGCAGGCAGGAGCUUCGGGCCCUGCAGGAGGAGCUGGCCCAGGCCACACGCAGCUCCGAAGAGGCCCGGCUGGAGCACGCUGAGCUGCAGGAGCAGCUGCACCGGGCCAACACAGACACCGCAGAGCUGGGCAUCCAGGUGUGCACCCUGACUGCGGAGAAGGAACGUGUGGAGGGGGAGCUCCGCAUCUGCCGAGAGGCCGCUUCCCAAGAGCGAGAGGGCCUGGAGCGCCAAGUGGCAGGGCUGCUGCAGGAGAAGGCGAGCCUACAGGAGAAGCUGACGGCAGCCGAGAACGCCGCUGGCUCCCUGGCCAGCCUGCAGGCCCAGCUGGCCCAGGCCGAGCAGCGGGCGCAGAGCCUCGAGGAGGCCAAGCACCAGGAGCACGACGCCCUCAAAUUCCAGCUGAGUGCCGAGAUCAUGGACCACCAGAGCCGGCUGAAGGCUGCCACUGAAGAGUGCAGGAGCCUCAGGGCCCAGCUUGAGCAGCAAGGCCAACAGCUACGGGCCACCGAAGAGGCCGUGGGCAAGCUGAAGGCCACCCAGGCGGACAUGGGAGAGAAGCUGAGCUGCACCAGCAGCCGUCUUUCCGAGUGCCAGGCUGCCGUGGUCCAGAAGGACAAGGAGGGCUCGGCCCUGCGGGAGAGCCUGGAACGGACCCAGAAGGAACUGGAGAUCGCCACCACCAGAAGCCAAGAGUACUGCAACAGACUCCGCCAGGAGGUGAGCGAGCGGGAGCGGAGCGACCAGAAGAUGCUGGCAGACCUGGACGACCUGCACAGAACCAAGAAGUACCUGGAGGAGCGCCUGAUAGAGCUGCUCAGGGACAAGGACGCGCUGUGGCAGAAGUCGGACGCCCUGGAGUUCCAGCAGAAGCUCAGCUCCGAGGAGCGGUGGCUGGGGGACGCGGAGGCGAGCCACUGCCUGGACUGCAAGCGGGAGUUCAGCUGGAUGGUUCGACGGCACCACUGCAGGGUGUGCGGCCACGUCUUCUGCUACUACUGCUGCAACAACUAUGUGCUGACGAAGCCCAGCGGCAGGAAGGAGCGCUGCUGCCGGGCCUGUUUCCGGAAGUUCAGUGAAGGCCCAGGCUCCCCCAACAGCUCUGGCUCAGCCACCAGCCAAGGAGAGCCCAGCCCCAGGCUGUCCCCGGCCCACGCUGGGCCCCAGGCCGUAGGAAGCCAAGGAGCUGACUGCAGGCAGCCGGAUGACGCCGUGUUCGACAUCAUCACGGACGAGGAGUUGUGCCAGAUCCAGGAGUCCGGCUCCUCUUUGCCAGCGACGCCCACGGAAACUGAUUCCCUGGACCCAAGCAUGGCCGAACAGGACACCACCUCAAACUCGCUGACCCCCGAGGACACUGAGGACAUGCCCGUGGGGCAGGACGCUGAAAUCUGCCUGCUGAAGUCCGGGGAGCUGAUGAUCAAGGUGCCCCUGACCGUGGACGAGAUCGCCAGCUUUGGAGAGGGCAGCCGGGAGCUGUUCGUGCGCUCCAGCACCUACAGCCUGAUCCCCAUCACCGUGGCCGAGCCGGGCCUCACCAUCAGCUGGGUCUUCUCCUCUGACCCCAAGAGCAUCUCCUUCAGCGUGGUCUUCAGGGAGGCGGAGGACGCGCCCCUGGAUCAGUGCAAGGUCCUCAUCCCCACGACCCGGUGCCACUCCCACAAGGAGAGCAUCCAGGGCCAGCUGAAGGUGCGCACGCCCGGCAUCUACAUGCUCAUCUUCGACAACACCUUCUCCAGGUUCAUCUCCAAGAAAGUGUUUUACCACUUGACGGUUGACCGGCCUGUGAUCUACGACGGCAGUGACUUCCCCUAGCGCCGGCCACCUGGGCUGCCAGUGUCACCUCACCACAGGAAACACUACUCUUCCUCCCCGUCACACGAAGCACCAGAGAAAGAAGCAAGGCGAGGCCUCCUGCCCCAGCCCUGCAGCCCCGAAUGUCCCGCUCAGCCCCCCGGCUCCUGAGUGCUCCGUGACAUUGCCCUGAGGGAGACCAGCUGUGCUCACACCCGAGGCGCCCUCCGGAGCUCCCACCUCUCCUGCAGACAAGUUCCCAUGCCAGCCUCGCCCCAGCAGGCUCCCUGGUGACCCCAGCCAGGUGCCCUGGGCACACCCUGCAUGUCCCCAGGACGGGCCCACAGGACCAGGGUGCAGGGCCGGGCGGGCCUCCCACCACCCUGCCAGCCUCCUCCUCCUGUCACACGCUGUCCCUUAAGUUCGGGGCUGCACCAGAGCUCAUCGGUUCGGAGGAGCCGCUGAGCCACACUCCUCAUGGCCCUUUGCUGAGGUGACUGUCCUUAGGUGAAGCGCUUGCUCCUCCCGGAGCUCAGCGGGACCCAAGCCUGCCGAGCCAGGGCCUCCUGGGGCGGGGGGAGCUCGAGGUUCACCUGUGUACCAGGGAGCAGUGCCAGGCAGGAGCCACUCUGAAAAACUGGGUCUUCUGAGCAAGUCUUUGGUGACUUAGGAACCAAAAUAGCAGAGGAAACAGAUCAUAAUUUAUCCUUGUGCCCACUCCCCCUGCCAGUGCCCCACCCCGUGUGCCCACUUCCUUCCCUGACAGGAAGCAGACGGCCUUCCCUCCCCUGGGCUCCUUUCCUGCUCCCCGCCCCACAAGGAGCUCUGGCUUAAUGGUCCCUGUCCCCGGCGAGGCCGGCCCCCUGCACUCCAGCCCCUGGUACGUCCGCAGCUGUGCAGAGUGUAUGACAGACACAGCAGCCCGCUGUGGCCAGGGGUGAGGACAGAGCCCCGCCGGGCUGGCUGAGGGUCUCCCUGACCUCCCUGUCCCCCCAGAGCCGUGACUCCUCGUCAGGAGUCCAGGCCAGGUCCAGCCCAGACCCCAGCCCACCGGGUGCCCAGCUGCAGUCCCGACACCAGCAAGGAGGCCGUGUGCGGGUCACAAGCGAGAGGAAAGAACCUGCAGAAGAGCCAGGCCUCUUAUGCCCUCUGUCCUUGGAGCGGCCUCUACUGAGUCCCCAGGUGUCCUGUCACACCCUGUCGGGGCCAUGGCUGCUCGGCAUGAGGCAGAAAACUUCCCAGCUUCCAGUGUCCUCACCACAUGCCCCUAGCCCUAAGCUCAGGAGCAGGGUAUCUGGCUUCAAGCCCACCUGCCCUAUUGUACAGAGCCACUGGAAGCUGGCUGCUCCCCAUGAGACAGGGGCUGACAGGAGAGUGACAGCCUGGAAUCUUCUUCCAGUGCCGACUUUCCCAGGAUGCCCUGGGGACUCUGGCCUCGCUGAUGGCCCUCUGUGGACGCCCCGCCCCUGUGCAGCAGGAGCCACCUGCAUUGAGCAGCUGCUGUGCCCAGGCCUGGGCGUCACCUGAGCAUCUGUCACUCGGCACAGCAGGGACUGCUUGCAGGUCCCCAGGCCACCUGGCUGUCGUGAAGCCACCCAGAACCGCUCCUGGAGGACAGUCGGGCCUCUGCUGCAUGUCGGGGCUGCCCACGGCCACCUGGGGCACUUCCACCGUCACUUCCUCCUGGCCUCGGCAUGCACAUUUCUUGUGCUGAGUGGACACUUACAUGCCACUAGCUUUCUGCUCAGAUCCAAUCUGCAGUGCACUGUGUAGCUCAAGACCGCUUGGCCUGUUUAAGGCUGGAUUUUACACAUAGCUUUAUUCUCACUCUAAACAGUUCUCAGCUGUACUAAGGUUUGGAGUUUAGGUCAUUUUUUAGAAAUGCAAAUGACAAUUGAAUCACUGCUGACAGCCAUCGCCCCAGCUAGACACUACACCGGAAGUCACAAGCAGGUGACCUCAGGCUCCAGGUCACUACCCGCCCCUCGCAGGCCUCGCCCGGAAACACAGCAACCAGCCCGACAUGUCCACCACCAAGGCAGCCUGGUUCCCGCAGAGCACCCAGCCUGGGGCCCUAGACUCCAGGUGGACGCGGGAAGCAGGCAGAAUCCAGCGCGGAAGCCUCACGGGGUUCGGGCAGUAGCGGUGCAGAGCCGCGUCACAUACUCAGAAGUGCAGGAAUGGUGUUUCUGAAACCCGUCAGUGGCGAGGCCAUUCCAGCCAGACAGAAGGAAAUACUCCGGAAGGGUGGGAUCGCCAAUUGACUGGGCGCUCGCCAAUAGAAUUUUAUAGGUGUUUCAUUUUUAAAAUCCACCUAGAGCCGUUUAGCCAAGAAGCCGUUCUUGGUUCGGGGUUGGGGAGCAGGGAGAAGCCGUCCGCAGUGCUGAGAACAAGGGCCAUCGAGAGGCGUCUGUCUCUUGUCUUUGUUCUGCCAAGGGUUCCCCUCUCCAUCAGAAGCACUUUUCUUAGUAAAGCAGAUCGUUAGAUUCCAGGAAGCAUCUCUGACAGGGCAAAGCCAGAAAGACAGCUUCCUUAGGGCCUCCUGCAUGUUACCCAGAGACGCUUCCCUGGGCUUGGGGACACCAGGCCUCAGGUCAGAGGCUGGAAAUCGGAAUGCACUUUACUGCCCCUCACUUCCGUGGCCUUAGGGAUGGGCGCUGAGUCUUUCCUGCCAAAGAAUGGCCAAAGUACCUCAGAUACCAGCACCGCAGCCCACAGUGGGGCCCGAGAAACUUGUAGCCCAGAACGUGUUCCUUAUAGCACCUGCUAAGCCGUUUGGAAAUGUUUUUUAACCUCAGCAUUUAAAUAAACACUAUGACAUUUA